This is a messenger RNA of Sycon ciliatum, 2664 nucleotides long. RefSeq lists its product as uncharacterized. The coding region runs from base 205 to 1905 and encodes 566 amino acids. Gene Ontology annotation, molecular function: calcium ion binding. The transcript has 11 exons. NCBI's taxonomy places the organism in Eukaryota, Metazoa, Porifera, Calcarea, Leucosolenida, Sycettidae. The record is from RefSeq and is a predicted model, not a curated record.
ACCCUGCUCGUUAGACGUCACAACCCUUUAUGGAUGCCUGGUGAGCUGAUGAUAAUCCUUAGAUAUGAGAGAACUUCCACAACAGUAGUGUCGGCUCAAGCUGCUGUGAGAUCUGCUGGAGGAUCUGGUUGACUGUACAAGAAAUAGUCAAGAAUCUAUUCUCGUUCAUGCGCUCAGAUUCGGCCGCAAGCAUCUUUCCCGCAAAUGGCACUAGCGAGAGGUCUGCUGUUGCUAUGUAUCUCUGCCCUGGCUGUCCUGCCGGAAUGUCAGGGUGUAGAACAGGAUAACGUCACUUCAUUUCCGGAUGAUGAUAACAGCACUGGACUGGUGGUCAGUGCAAUGACCGGCACACUCGAGUGUGACAGAGGUUACUACACUAACUGUUCUGCACCUCCGUGCACCAACGGCAGAGGCAAUAAUGCCACCACAACACAAACGAAGGUGAAUGGAACUGCUCUGAGGAGCAAACUUCUGAGAUGUGAAGAAUUCUCGCAAAUCCAAUGCGGAUCGGCAAUCUACUUGACUGGGACAACAUCGGAUCUCAACUCCUCAAGACAAGCCUGCCUGAAUGCCAGCUCCGUUCUAAUGAAUGAUCUCUAUCUGGGCACUCUGUCUGCUCAGGAGCGCGGCUGUGUGUUGAAUCGUUCUAAUCCAGUGUGGCUCUUGGACUCUACAGGCAGGGGUGAGGUGUUUGACCCACAGGAUGGCGUUCAGGGUUUCAUCCGACCAAGUAACGGGCCUUACGACUUUGUUUGCCUGCCCUCCAAUUACGCACAGCUGUUGGCCACAUUGACGCCAGACGUCAACACGACUGGUGAAGUACAUACCUGCAGAACCAUGACGGAGUCCUACGUCUGCGACGCUCGCGUCAUCCUUGGCGAGAAGCAGCUGAACCUGUGCUUGCCACGCUGCAUGCACCAAGCACCUGCAGAGCCCACUUCCAGAUUCUACUGCAAUGGAUUCAACGUCACAUUUCAGCUCAAAUCAGUACCGGUGUCCGUUGCAGCUGCCAAGUGUUUGGCUCAGGAGAACAGGAUGCUACGAUUUAAAGAUUUCCGAAGAUUGAACAGGUCUCUGUGCUUCAGGGACAAGCUAGAUGAAUUAACAAAGACCGGAAAGGGCACCUUCUGGUUACGAUUCAACACACGAGGAUCUAGAGGUAGCUAUGACCUGCGAACCGGUGAGGUUAACAAAGGUGUGAGCUGGACAAAGUCACCAACGGACGCAUUCAUCUGUGCUUUCGAUUGGGAUGAGUGCAAGUUCUCGACUCCCUGCGAAGCUGGUUUUGAAUGCAUCAACUUGAAGGGGGAUUACGUAUGCAAUCGUGUUAAUUGCCCGGCCAAGCAGGUCAACGAUGGCACUCUCAACGUCACACAACUGCACACUGAUUCUAGUCCAGCUUGCGUGGAAGGCUACAUGCCGCUUCGAAAUGCGUCCUGUCAGGCUGAUGGAUGGGUGCACAAUGAGACGCUAUGUGUGAAGAUGGUGACUGAAAGCGGCAACGGCAAGCAAGGGACAAUACAGGUGCUUGCCUGGUGGAAGUGGGCGGUCAUGGCAGUGGGCAUUGCGCUGGUGAUUGCAAUGGGCAUUGGAUUAGUGUUGUGGCGGAGGGGACAGAAAAGCUCAAGCCCACGUGUGGGAAUACCGGUCCCAAAUACCGUCAACGAAGACAGCGGAAUGUCAAUCUACGAUAGUCCCUAUGCCAACUGCGAGGUCAACGGCCUCUAUAACGAAGUCUAUGUAAAGCGUCCCCUCAAAAACACUGAAAGCAGCACCAGCAACUACAGCAACAGAUAUCAGGGAUUUUCCCGGAAGCCUCACUCCGUGGCCGAUGGGAUGAUAAAGGCGAUUUCAACUCUAGCGCUAGUCGGAGGAGAAGGCGAAAUGGGAGCAGCAGUGAGCUAAGCAUGACUUGGCACUAGACAUGACUUGGUACUAGGCAUGCAUGUGAUGCACCAUGCUCAGUGAGCCCUCGCAGUACUACACUCAAGCUCAGUCUCCGGCUAGCUGUAUGCUCAGUCUAUACAUUCUUGAUCAUUCUUAUCUUUUUCUUUUGCUCUUUUACAUGUUUUACUGCCAGAAGUCGUCUUCAUAUAAGGAGGCAGAUAUGCCUGUUUCUUGUACGACUUUAAAUAAAUCCAACCAACCAACCACUUAAGCCAACACAGUACACCGGACACUAGCCAGAUAUAAAUGACAUAAAGCCCAUAACAGAUUGCCAAUGGGACGUGCUUAUAGACUUAUAGUUCACUCCCACCCACCUCACCUAAUCCACAGUUGAAAUGUGGAAACUGGAUGGCUUUCCCAGGAAGCGGCAAAUGUGGAAUUCAGCGGUGCAAGGUUACUAAAUUCUUCAUCACAUACACGGCAAUAAGAUGCCAACCUUUAUCAUCUGAUGUCAUAGAGAACAUUAUUCAAUUCUUCCCAAGGGUUUUCACUUGUGCUACUCUGCACUAAACUUUUUUUUUUUUUUUACUAGAAUCACGUAAACCCGUCAUGUGUGAGCCAUGAAUAAGGGGCACUGCGGGCAAGUGAGUUUGCUGCCUGAAGGUGAGCAUAUCAGCAACACUAACUCUCACCAUGCUUUGGUCCUUUCCUGGCCUUGUUUUCUUGCCUAAGUCGAUUCUGGCUGUUCAGAGUCCAGACUGGACUGGGAAGCUUAAU